AUGAGGCGGCUCGAUGACAUUUCGACGGCUCUGAAUCAAAGUUUUCCUGGAGCUGUCAUGAGCCAGCCAGGCGUGGCGGGGGGACCUCGGCGGACCGCUGCGGACCCGGUGCAGGUCUCGGAGCCCACGCGCCCCGCGCCUCAGGGCCCGCAGCCGGCCCGGAUUCGGGAGACUCGCCUUUCGCCCCCCACCGAGAGUUCCCCGGUCACUCUCCGCCCGGCCGGCUCCGCCCCCCGGGCCGCCCCGGCCUGCGCCCGGCUCUUCCGGACGCCAACUUUUCCGUGGGACCGGCCCCAACUUCCCGGAGCCGCACUCGGCCGCGGGCCGGCGCGGGCCCCGGGAUCGCUGGCUCCACACACCGCGGCCCGGCGGCCCCCGGGGGCCGGAAGAGGCGCCCCGUGGGGACCUGCAGUCCGGCUGGGUCCCCUGGCCCUUAGCAGGGCCUCCCUCGGCCCGGAGCCACCGGGACGACUUCGCGAGCGCGGCGGGGCCCUCUCCCUCCGUCCCUCCCUCGGUCCGCGGCCUGCAGCCUGGCCCCCUACCUGGCUCCCGGGCCGGACGCGAGCAGCAGCCGGGGGCGCGGAGCCCCGCGCGACGAGGGCGGCGGCGGGGGUCGGGAGGACGGCGGCCCGCGCGGCUCCCACGCUUCCGCCGGAGUCAGGAGUUGAACAUUCCGCCUCUCCGCGCGGCGCCAAUGAGCAGCACAGUGGCCGCAACAGCACCACCUACCUCCGAGCGCGGAACGGCCGCGCGCCGGCCCUCCCCGGCACGCCCGGGCCUCCGGGCCCGAGCGCCGGCGCCCGCCCCUCGGCGCGCUGGAGCCUGCCGAGGCCCGGGACGCCCGGAGCAGCGCGCUGGCCCUUUCGCUGGGCACCACCUUAUCCCGACCGCAGACAUAGGCGCUGGGGCGCCGGGGAAGUCAGUGCUGUAGUGGGGAAGGGGCAGACUCGCACAGAGCUUGCCGGGGGGAAACGGGGCCCCAGCCGCCUCCGUGGAACCACCCGAAGAACGAAGAGGAUCCGCUGGACAACAAGGAAGGGGAAGUAUGCCGGGCACAGGGACCAGCAAAUGCAGACCCCAAGGAACGACACCACCAGAGCAAUAGUCCUUGUGUGGCAGCGAUAGUGGCAGCAGUGACAUACUCAUGAUGAUGACAGACACGGCCAAUAUUGACUGAGUAUUCAAAUGCCGUGCACCCAAUAACAGUUUUACACGCUCUUGCCAUCUAGUCUUCACACUGCCAGGCAGCUUGCACGUCACCCACACCAUAGGGCAGGAGAAAGCCUUGAGAAGCGUGCACAGCUUGCCUGCCUUCAGGGUGCAGGAGGUAACCAGCAGGGCUUGUUCUUUUAGUUCAAGCCGUUCCCCAGCGUUUUGCUCUCAGGAUUUCUUUAUACUCCAAAGAAAGGUUUCAACUGGUUUUUGUUUGUGUGAGCUACCCCUGUCAACAUUUAUCAUGGAAAUGAAAAUGGAAGGGGCAGGUGUUGUGGCACAGCUGGCCAAGCUGGGGCUUGUGACACCCGCAUUCACAUCAACGUGUCUGGCUCAAGUCCUAGCUGCUCUGCUUUCCAUCCAGCUUCCCAGUCCUACACUCAAGAGGCAGCCGACGAUGCUCAUGCAUUUGCCACUCAUGUAGAAGACCCAGAUGGAGUUCCUGAUCCUCGGCUCUGGCCUGGCCCAGCCCUGGCUGUGGUGGGCAUUUGGGGAGUGAAACAGAAGACACAAGAUCUCUAUGUCUCUUCUGUGUCAGUCUGCCUUUCAAAUAAAGUAAUAUUUUUAAAAAAUUAAAUAUUAACUCAUUUAAAACACAAUAAGCCCACUUAUGCUAACAUAUAUAACAUGUUUUACUAAAAAAACUAUUAUCCAAAUUUUUAAAGAUUAACAGUGUCAUUAUUUUAGACUUCUGAAAAUCUCUUUAAGAUUUUUUUCAUUGGAGUGGGUGUUGUGGCACAGCACAUCCCAUAUUGAUGGUCAUGUGGGUUGACAAAGGCCUACUGAUCCAGUCUUGAGUCCUGUUCACUGUUCACUCCACCAUUGUUUGGUGCUAUUCUCCUCUAAAUUUCUAAUGUCAAAUUUGUAUGAGUUAUAACUGAGCUUAUCACACCCUUUCAGCACUGAACCGGGCUCUCUCUCCUGUUCUGCAAGAAAACGCAUACAUUCCUUCCCCAAGGACUUGAGCAUUGAUAGGAUUUCCUGACAGAAUCUGGUAACCUUUGACUGUGAACACGAGGCCAGCAUGGAUUCAGGGAAAUCAAGACGUGCCCAGGGUUUUCACUGGAAUCACAGAGAACAGUGUGGGUUGGUUUCAGGAAACACUUGACCUAGUUUCUCGGGCUGGCUUUAUCAGCCAGGAGACCACAAAGAUGACAGCACGAUACAGAUCCUUGCUAUCAGGCUGAAACCUGAGCCACGAGUGCUGUUGCAUGGGCUGAUGCUCUCAUAGAGAAGGGCUUCCAGUGGUAGGUGGCUGGCUCUCAUCUCUCUCCUGCACAUCUCAGCAACUUAAAUGAAGGCCUGGUGGCAUGCAUAUCUAAUAAUGUGAAUUUAGAAGGAACACCUAAUGAACCAGGUAGAAUACCUUUGCUCAGAAACUUCUACUGAUGCCUCACUACCUAUCACAUGGAAUCCCUCCUCCUUAGGAGGCAUUCAAAGCCUGCAUUGGCUAAACCAAAUUUUGCUGCCCAGCAUCACCUCCCAUCUUUGCAGGCCUCUUGCUUGCAUGAAACUGAACCACAAGCCUUCCAAUCUCCACACUUCCCUCCUACAAUUUCCUUCUUCUAAAACUCUAUUGCUGGGGCCGGUGCUAUGGCAUAGCAGGUAAAGCCACUGCCUGCAGUGUCGGCAUCCCAUAUGGUCACCAGCUCAAGUCCCGGCUGCUCUACUUCUGAUCCUGCUCUCUACUAUGGCCUGGGAAAGCAGUGGAAGAUGGCCCAAGUGCUUGGGCUCCUGCACCCACAUUGGAGGCCUGGAAGAAGCUCCUGUCUCCUUGGCUUCAGAUCUGCAGCUCUGGCCAUUGUGAUCAUUUGGGGAGUGAGCCAGCAGAAUGGAAGACCUCUCUCUCUGGCUCUACCUCUCUCUGUAACUUCUUUCAAAUAAAUAAAAUAAAUCUUAAAAAAAAAAAAAAACAAAAAAAAAACUCUAUUGCUUUCCAGGCCCAGCUAAAAUGCUUCCUUUCCUCAGAGCUGUUUCCAAUUCUUUUCUCCCUUAGAAUCUCAUGCUACUUUCAUAUUAUAAAAAUCUUUUUGAUUUUCCCCCAUAACAUUCUUAUCAAUGUGCCUGUCAUUCCCUUCUCUUUACAUUUUCUUAUUUCGGUGUAAACUCACCCAACUGACAUAGAGCACUACUUGCAAGCCCUUGAUAAAUAUUUAAUGAAGAAAUGAAUAAAGGAACAGAACUUCAUAAUUGGAUUAUGGUUCCAGUAGCCACAUUGAACUCUCUCAGUACUUAUUUAAGAAAGAGGACAACAACUAAAUCUGUAUGGAUACGGAUUCUGUGGUAGACAUUUUAUUAGAACUUUUGCAAGUGUAUCAUUUAAUUUCUUCAUUUUUUCAAUCCAUGAAAGAGGAAUUGAGUUAUCAGAUAUUUUAUUAAGUAGCUUGCUCAAUAUCAUUAAGAUAAUAUAUGGUGGUUUUGAUAUAUAAAUAAAUUCUGAUCUGUCUGGUUCAGUGGCCCACUUUCUUCUUAUUGUACUGUAUAUCGUGAGAAAUGUAGACAUUUUUGGUAAAUAAAUAGGCUAUGGAAGCAGCUAUCUGUGUCUCUAAACCUUUUUCAAAUAUUGCUGAAAAGUGUCCUAAAUUGCUAAAAAUUUGAUAUUCUUUUUUUUUUUUUU
Molecule: messenger RNA, 3829 nt
Organism: Oryctolagus cuniculus (rabbit)
Lineage: Eukaryota; Metazoa; Chordata; Mammalia; Lagomorpha; Leporidae
Source: RefSeq, a predicted model, not a curated record